AUGGUUGGUUACGUCGGCGGAGAUCCAUAUCAAUCUCCUUCCUUUGGUAAAUCGCUUUCAUUGAGAGUAGAUGGUGGUGUUAAUGCCCUUUCAAUCAAUCCUUCAGGUAGGGACGUUGUACUGGCAAGCAAGCAAGGUUUACACAUUAUAGAUUUGGAUGAUCCGUUUUCACCACCCAGGUGGCUAAGACAUGUUACACCAUGGCAAGUAGCAGACGUUCAAUGGUCACCACAUCCUGCGAAGCCGUACUGGGUUGUGUCGACAUCGAACCAAAAGGCAAUCAUUUGGAAUUUAGCUAAACCGUCAUCUAAUGCCAUUGAGCACGUCUUACACAAACAUUUCAGAGCUAUUACAGAUAUCAAUUUUAGUCCACAACAUCCAGAUAUUUUGGCAACCUGUUCUAUCGAUACAUAUGUUCAUGCCUGGGAUCUUAGAAGUCCACAGAGACCAUUCUACACCACUAGUGGCUGGCUUUCAGGAGCAUCUCAGGUGAAAUGGAGUUUUAACGAUCAAAAUGUUUUAGCAUCAGCUCAUGGUAAUGACGUUUGUAUCUGGGAUUUGAGAAAAGGUUCUACACCAUUAGGUAAACUAGUGGGACACGGUAGUAGCGUUAACAGUGUGGAUUUUAAUAGAUUCAAAAGAACAGAACUAAUGACAGGUUCCAAUGAUGGUUCCGUAAAAUUUUGGGAUUAUUCCAAAAGUUGCAAUGAACCUAUAAAGACCAUAAGAACAGAUUUCCCCAUAUGGCGAGGGAGGUACUUACCAUUUGGUGAAGGUUGUUGUCUAAUGCCUUCAGUUGGAGGGUUCAAUUCAGUUUAUGUGGCUAGUUUAGCAAAAAGAGAUGGUGUGGAAGAGGUUAACGAUUCUAAACUACAACCUAUCUACGCAUUUAAGGGACAUGAUGAUAGAGUGACAGAUUUUGUGUGGAGAUCGAGAAGUAGUUGUGGUAGUGAUGGAUGUGAUCGUGAAUUUCAGCUGGUAACAUGGUCGAAGGACUGUGAUCUCAGAUUGUGGCCAGUACCAGAAACCGUUUAUGAGAAGAUUAAUUUCAAUAGGCAUCAACAAUUAGAUGAAAGUAUCCCGGACUAUGAGUAUACCACUUAUAAUAGAGAACCUGAAGUGGCUAAACCCCAACUAGGUUCCCAUUCCAAAAGAAUUAAGGAAAAUUUCGUCUCUACAUCAGGGUUAAAGAGUAAAAAGGACGUUAAUCAUAUCUCUUGGCUUUCAGGUGUGAGAAUGAAUUACAAUAGCUCACCUGAAAGUAUAUUUAAAGAAAGAACUUUACAAAAUUUGGGGGAAGAAGUAAGCUCUUUGGGUCAUAAAUUUCCAAAAGUCGUGUUUGAAAAAAUAUCUGUAUCUACAGGUGAAUUGAUUAUUACAUUGAAUGGGCCUUGGUCUGACAAUAAUCCUGAUGAGUAUGUCUUCUUAAGAAUUGAUGUCAAAGUGCCGCCUGAAUAUCCAAGUAAGGGCUAUCCUCCUGUGUUCUCCAUUGAAGACAAUGGUAAUUUGUCCAGCGAAAGGAGAGAAUAUAUAAACAAGCAACUGAAAGAGAUCAGUGAUACUUGCACAGCUUCAGGGCUUUACUGUUUAGAGCCUUGUUUGAGGCUUUUACUGGGCGAAAAGGUCAACCUCGAGGAAUUAGGUCAAAAUGAUGAACCAUUAUUGAAUUUUGAAAUUGCAGAUCAAUUGGCAAUGGAAAACCUGUCUUCGGUACCUAGUUCAGAGGAUCCCACUGAAUACUUGUCCGAUUCUUCUACCUCAGAAUCCGAAGAGAAAGAGGAUGACAAGGUUCUCAAUAUGGGUGUCGAUUUCGAUGGUCAAAUAAGUAGAGAUUUGGCAUUUGACAGUACACCAGUACCGACUGAAUGUGGUGCAAUUUGGUCUCCCAAUGGUACCUUGCUAUGCUUCUUUGCAUCUGAGGGCAAGCAAGACAAGAAGCAGCAAGCCAUGCUUCGACUGGCCAGUAGAGAUACUGCGAAACAUCAGAAUGGAUACCAUAGAAAGGGCAGCCGUAAAAACAUGAUCCUCACAGAAAAUAAUGCCACUGAUUCCAAUAAGAAUCUAAGGCCUAAAAGGUACGUGGAGACCAUUCCUUCAGCGGCAAAUCCCCUCGGAAAAAGUAACCACGUAACUUCGGAGGAGGAAAGUAAUUCAGAUGAAUAUUCCGAUAGCUUUGAAGAUGACUGGAGUGAUAUCUUGGUCAAUGACAUCGGCGUCAGGACUAAGUUGCCUGCGCUACGAGGUAGGGUGUCCAAGACAUUUGAAUCCGUAAACUCGGAAUCAGGAAAGACUACAGAGUCCAAGAAGAUGAAGAAUGUGGUUAUUACGAAAGAUUUUAGCCAUUUAAUUCCAGACCGUAAGGAUUUAGCACUAGAAUUUAGAUUUACAGAUGCCCCUCAAGGGGAAUUGGCAAGACAUAAUGCACUAGUCGCUGAAAAAUACGGGUUAGAAGAGAAGAGCCAUUGUUGGCAGAUUCUUUCUGACCUUCUUAUGACUAAUGAGGAGACCGAUCCAUACAAUUUGAUAUGGGACAAUCAUCCAAUGGGGAUCAAGUGGUACAUCAAGGAAGUAUUGAGUUAUUUUGAGAAGAGAAACGAUGUACAGAUGUUAGCCAUGCUGGGUGCAGUGGCUGCUAAUACUGCAACUUCAGUCCUAUCCACUACCAAUGCUGAGAAAUUGGAUUCUAAUCAUGCUAAUAAAAAGAUGGAGAGUACAAUUAAUUUUAACCCCAAUGAAAACGCAAAUUCUUGGAGAACCGAUAUGUUAUCACACUUAUCUUCCAGUAAUGGUGUAGCUCCCAGUUUUUUUGAAUCCAACAGACACAGACCUUCGCCAGAUGAAAUUUCUAUCAAAUCUGAAGACUAUUUCAGUCUCAAACAUUACAAUAACACAGCCGCAAUUGCACCAACUGUGAGUCCACCAAUAAGUAAUACUGCGGUGAGUGCUACAAUCGCACAUAACCAACAGAAUGCUUCAAAGCUACCAAAUGUUACUAUCGAAUUAAUCGAUGAUGAUGUAUUGACAGCAAUUAGACAACCAGUACGAUCAUUAUUGGACCCAAAUGAUGCAGUUAAACUUAGAUUUUACAGUUACCAAUAUGCCAAACUUCUCUAUAUUUGGGGGUUACCAAUGCAAAGAGCAGAAUUACUCAAGAUAAGUUUCGAAUCUAUCCAUAAGAACACUUCAGAUUUUGACUCUCACACAUCAAAUGAUAACCAAGAUUUAUUUGGUGAAAUCAGAACAAGUUGGAUGGAGAAUAAAUACAGAGAACCUAAUUUCCACAGUUGCAAUUACUGUGGUCUCAAAGUUACAAGGAACAUAUUUUUAUGUGAAAGUUGUGAGCAUGUUAUGCAUGCAUCUUGUGCAAGAGACUGGUGGGCUCAAAGUGAGCAAUGCGCAUCUGGAUGCGGUUGUCACUGUACUGACUUAUUAAAAAUGUCGUGA
Messenger RNA from Zygosaccharomyces rouxii, 3444 nucleotides. It is a transcript of the gene MTC5, whose product is annotated as Mtc5p. The transcript has a single exon. The record is from RefSeq and is a predicted model, not a curated record. The coding region runs from base 1 to 3444 and encodes 1147 amino acids. Gene Ontology annotation, molecular function: protein binding. Lineage: Eukaryota; Fungi; Ascomycota; Saccharomycetes; Saccharomycetales; Saccharomycetaceae.